GAGGCCGUCCGCGGGCGGAGAGAAGCCUAGCGCUCUCGGGAGCCCCGGGAGAAGCGCCGGGGCUGGGCAAGGGAGCAGGGUAGCCUGCGGCCUCUCUACUGCAGGACCUGGGCAAGAAGGGCCGGGGUCAGGGCCAGUGGGCUAGAGCAGCUGGGCUAGUAGCGCCGGGGCCUUUGGUGGGGAGAGAACUCAGGGAAUUCCUAUUAGGUCAGGCCUUCCACACUCCCACGCCCCCUUGUUGGUGUGAACUGUAGGAGCGUUAGGGUAGUGUUGGUGGGGGGAUGUCAUGCUUGGGUGUCUCGCCCCUGCAUGCGCUAAACACCCCAUCUUCGUAGGCUCUUUUCUGUUUCUGUCUCGAGAUAGAGGCUGGAGGAAGAUAGAUGUAAAAGGCAUGGAAAGGAUUGAGUAUUCAAGGAAUAUGAGGCCCUUGGUGGGUGAGAAAUAACCAUCAGAAUAGGUGUGGGUUGUCUGUUGGGAAGGAGACCUUGAGAAGGUGAGGAAGCAUAGGCCGCCAGAAUUCUUUGAAACUGUUCUUGUUCUAGCUCUUCCCGAUGGGGGUCUGGCCUUCAGAUAUAGAAAUUAUUUACUUUAUCUAUUCCAGUAUAUGUCUCUUUGUGGAAAUACAUUUUGUCAUGUUGUACUUAGUUUUGCUUAGAAAUUCCCAUCUUAGGGAAUUGGAAUAGGAGUCAGGGGAUCUAGAUUCCAUCUCUGGUUAGAAUUUCUAACCACUUCUUUGUGACCCUAGGCAGUCUUUCAACUUCUUAGUUGUUUUUUUUCCUCUCACUUAUAAAAUGGGCACAAGAGCAACUGGUUUACCUCUCCUAAGGUUGCUAUGAAGAUCAAAUGAGAGAAUGUAUGUGAAAAUGCUUUAAAAUCAUAAAGUGCUAUGUAAGUGCUUUUUGUCAAACAGAAAAAUUCCUAAAAACCUUUCCUAGCCUGAUCAAGCAGUGAUGAUGCAAAUAGUUACUAUAGGUCUGUUCUGAAGAAGUAUAGGAUUAGUGACUCAGUUCUGAAGCUUGCUUUUCCCAAAGUCCAAUUGCUCUGGGUUGUGAGACUAAAGACCUAUAUGCUAAUUUUCAUAGCUCACCUAAUCUCUAUCCCCUUUUGCUUCCUUCUCUUCUUAGUGACAAUAGAAAAUAGUUCAUCUCAGCCUUCUCAUAGCUCCUUUUAUUCUUGUGACUGAGGGGAAGAAGGAACAAGGUAGUAGUCUCCAACAUUUUAUGUUGCCGCAGAUGACCCUGAAUCUUCUGGCCUCCCCCCCCACUUGUUUCCCUCCCCGUGGUCCCCCACUCUCCGUUUCAUCUGGCUCAUCAUGAAUGGUGCCCCUUCCCCUGAGGAUGGGGCUUCCCCUUCUCCUCCCCCUCUGCCACCACUGCCACCACCACCACCUCCUCCUCCCAGUUGGCGGGAGUUCUGUGAAUCCCACGCUCGAGCGGCAGCCCUGGACUUUGCCCGGCGCUUCCGCCUCUACUUGGCUUCCCAUCCCCAAUAUGCAGGUCCUGGGGCUGAGGCAGCUUUCUCACGACGCUUUGCUGAGCUCUUCUUACAGCACUUUGAGGCAGAGGUGGCUCGAGCCUCAGGUUCCCUUUUGUCAUCUGGUCCGAUCCCCUUGAGUCCUGGUACAGAAACUUUAUCUCGUGAUCUUUCCCUGGAGAGCUGCCGGAACAGUGGUCCUCUGACUGUGCUGGGUCCUUCCCGAUCUUCUGAAGAUUUAGCUGGCCCCCUUCCUUCCUCAAUCUCUUCAUCCUCUUCAAAGCCUAAGCUGAAGAAACGUUUCUCCCUCCGAUCUGUGGGCCGAUCAGUACGAGGCUCAGUUCGAGGGAUCUUGCAGUGGCGGGGAACUGGUGAUCCCCCCUCACCAGUGGGACCCUUGGAGACUUCUUCCUCUGGACCACCUGUCCUGGGUGGAAACAGCAACUCCAACUCCUCUGGUGGGGGUGGUAGCACCAAUGUGGGGCCAACUAGCAGUGGGACAUCCCCUGGGGAAAGAUGGACUCACCGAUUUGAGAGGCUGAGACUAAGUAGGGGAGGGGGACCCAUAAAGGAUGGGACAGGAACAGUGCAAAGGGAGGGGCUGCUGAGCUUCAUGGGAACAGAGGAGGCAGCUCUUGGUGGAGAAGGUCGAGGGGGAGGAGGAACUGGAACUUCAUCUGGGGGUGGGGGACCACCAAGGUGGCAGAAGUGUCGCCUGCUGCUUCGGAAUGAGGGGGAAGGAGGAAGUCGGCUGGAAUUCUAUAUCCCACCUAAGGCAUCCCGUCCCCGGAUCAACAUCCUGUGUUCUACCAUCACAGAUGUCCGGACAACCACAGCUCUGGAGAUGCCCGACAGGGAAAACACCUUUGUGGUUAAGGUGGAGGGUUCUGUGGAAUACAUCCUAGAGACAGCUGAUGCCCUGAAUAUGAAGGCCUGGGUGUCUGAUCUACAGGAUUGCCUGAGCCCAGGGGAGAACACAGACAGCCUGGAACUAUCCUGCCUCAACCACUCAGAGAAUCUGCCCAGUCAGGAGCUGCCUUUGGGACCUAGUGAGAGCAACGAGCACCUGUCUCAGGGGGCGUAUGGGGGCCUCUCGGAUCGUCCCUCAGCUUCUAUCUCCCCCAGCUCUGCCUCCAUUGCUGCCUCCCAUUUUGACUCAAUGGAACUACUGCCUCCAGAGUUGCCCCCCCGAGUCCCUAUUGAAGAGGGACCCCCAUUGGGAACAACUUACCCCCCACCAGCCCCUUACCCUCCCCCGAACACUCCAGACACCACAGGUUCGUUCCUGUUCCAGGGGGAGUCAGAUGGAGGUGAUGGGGACCACCCCCUUUCAGAGUACCCUUGGUUCCAUGGGACCCUCUCCCGACUCAAGGCUGCCCAGCUAGUGUUGGCAGGGGGUGCUGGCAGCCAUGGUGUCUUUCUGGUACGUCAGAGUGAGACGAGGAGGGGGGAGUAUGUCCUCACAUUCAACUUCCAGGGCAAGGCCAAGCACCUUCGUCUAUCCCUGAAUGAGGAUGGUCAGUGCCGGGUGCAGCACCUCUGGUUCCAGACCGUCUUUGACAUGCUGGAGCAUUUCCGGGUCCACCCCAUUCCUCUGGAAUCUGGGGGCUCCAGUGACGUUACCCUCGUCAGCUAUGUCGUGGCUUCCCAGAGGCUACAAGAACCGAACAUCUCCCAUGAUCCAUCCCAACCUCCUGACCCUGAUCCAAGGGUAGACCCUGCACGUUCUGGGGAAGAGGAGUUGAUGAUAGAAGCAUCAGAAGCUUCAGAGGAAGAGAAGGCAGGCAGUGGAGGGACCCCAGGAGAGCUGGGCCCUGUGGCUGAGCCUGAGGAGGCCACAGCCCUAAACAGGGAGCCCUCAGGGGUAGAGGGGCCUGGUGGGGAGGUGGGAGUGACCCCUUUUGUGCAUUUCUUGCAGUUGCAGCCAGGGAAUGCCGGGGAGGAAGGGGUCCGCUCCAGAGCCAUCAAUAACCAGUACUCCUUCUUAUAAGGAUGAAUACCCCCACACAACCAAUUCCCCCUUUCUCCCUGGUCCCGGGCCAGGACCCAGGACAGAUCCUCACCAGAGAGGUACAAAUGCUUCCCUUGCCCAUUUGAGUAGGGGGUGGGAAUGGUACAGGACCAAGGGACAGAGCCAUUAGUAACUUCCCAGAUAACACACUCCAAGCUGUCCCUUUCCCUGGGCAGGGGACUUGGAUCCGUUACCUCCUUUUGGGGGUGGGCCAAUUGUGCUCAGCCUCGCCCCCUGUGGGCCAUUUCUCCAGUACCUCUCACAGCUCUGUGAUGUACUGGGGAAGAGGCUGUAUCAGCUACAUUAAGGAUUUUUUUUUUAAGUGAAAUGGAGAACCAUAAAUAAAAAAGGUUUAUCUCA
Messenger RNA from Monodelphis domestica (gray short-tailed opossum), 3844 nucleotides. RefSeq names its product SH2B adaptor protein 1 (gene SH2B1). The record is from RefSeq and is a predicted model, not a curated record. Gene Ontology annotation, molecular function: transmembrane receptor protein tyrosine kinase adaptor activity. Gene Ontology annotation, cellular component: plasma membrane. Gene Ontology annotation, biological process: intracellular signal transduction. NCBI's taxonomy places the organism in Eukaryota, Metazoa, Chordata, Mammalia, Didelphimorphia, Didelphidae.